AUGUUAAAAUUUUCAAACAUGUCAGCGACUAUUUUUUAUUCAAAGUGUAUGCGGUUGUUUGUAAAAAAUAAAUCUGGGCAUUCAAAAAAAGCCGAAAAUAUUAAACGGCUGAUGAGAGAACAAAAAGAGAUGUUUGGACCACUGUUGGAAAAUAGUAAGGAACGGAAAAAAAAAAAGUUGCCGUCACAACAAUCCGGUGCAACUGCCAUAUCAGCAACAAAUGUUAAUGACAAUGAGGAAAAACUUAAACAAUUGAGUGAAAACUCGGAAUUUUUAUGGACUGUUAAAAGUACGGGAAGUAAAAAAAUUAAAAUUAUUAAAGUAAGUGGAAAAGAAAAUGAAUUUAAUACACUUUCACAUGACAAAAUUGAAUUAGGUGAAACUAAAAUUACCGUUGACGCUAAUUCGUUGACUGGUUCAACAAAUUCUGAAGCUAAGUUAAAAGAUUUCCAAAAUUAUGACAUAAUUAAAUUCCCGAUAUUUAACACCCAAAAAACUAAUGAGGAUAAUUGGGACACAUCAGAAAUCAUCACGCAGCCGUUGAUGGAAUCAAAAAAUUUUUCCUUGCCUGGGGUUACUAGAAUUUUGAGCGCAACUAUGUCGGAAGAAGCUAAAUUGAUGUUGGAAAAUUGGAAGAAAAAAAUGAUUUUGAAAUUAGGAGUUGAAGGAUUUGAAAAAUAUAGUCAGGCGUUACUGGAAGAUAGUAAAAUAAUACAUUCAUUAAUCGAAGAUACUUUGAAGAAGGAAAAAAUUGAUGUGCCAGAACGUUUGAAACCUACAUACAAUAGUAUCAAAUUGAUAUUAAAAGAUGUAACUGACGUACGUCUGAUAGAAUCGCACGUUGUUCAUCCAACUCUCGGAUACCGCGGAAUAGUCGACUGCGUUGCCUCGUACCGGGGUAAUUUAUGUCUCAUCGAUUGGAAAAAGUCUGAGAAAAUAAAAACAAUAAAUUCAAUUUACGAUUCACCUUUGCAGCUGAGCGCGUACAUUGGUGCAUUAAAUAGCGACCCGAAUUAUCCAUUCAAGGUAAAAACUGGAAUUUUGGCAAUUGCUUAUGUCGAGGGCCAGCCGCCUUCAAUCUUUGAAUUUACCGGCAAGAAACUCGAAUUUUAUUGGAAAGAAUGGUUAAAAAGAGUUGAAAAAUAUCAUUUUAUUAAAUCCUCGUAG
Messenger RNA from Cotesia congregata, 1167 nucleotides. The record is from the annotation of a GenBank genome assembly. Lineage: Eukaryota; Metazoa; Arthropoda; Insecta; Hymenoptera; Braconidae.